Messenger RNA from Chionomys nivalis (European snow vole), 1818 nucleotides. It is a transcript of the gene Necab3, whose product is annotated as N-terminal EF-hand calcium binding protein 3. Gene Ontology annotation, molecular function: calcium ion binding. The transcript is spliced from 13 exons. Gene Ontology annotation, cellular component: Golgi cis cisterna; endoplasmic reticulum; cytoplasm. Gene Ontology annotation, biological process: regulation of amyloid precursor protein biosynthetic process. The coding region runs from base 45 to 1103 and encodes 352 amino acids. NCBI's taxonomy places the organism in Eukaryota, Metazoa, Chordata, Mammalia, Rodentia, Cricetidae. The record is from RefSeq and is a predicted model, not a curated record.
GCGGCCUGGGAACCGCAACCCGCAGCCUUGCGAGCCUCCGAGCCAUGGCGUGCGCCGGGUUGCUCGCUGUGUGCUUGCUCCGGCCACCCGCGCCCCAGCCGCCGCGACACUCUGCGCCUGCCGCGGGACACGCGUUAUUCCAGGAUGUUUUCCGCAGAGCAGACAAGAAUGACGAUGGGAAGCUCUCCUUUGAAGAAUUCCAGAAUUACUUUGCUGAUGGGGUUCUCAGCUCAGUGGAGCUGCGGGAACUGUUCAGUGGGAUCGAUGGGCAUCUCACCGACAAUUUAGAGACAGAGAAACUGUGUGACUAUUUCUCCAAACACCUGGGCGUCUAUCGGCCUGUGCUGGCAGCACUGGAGUCACUGAACCGUGCAGUGCUCACUGCCAUGGACACGACAAAGCUGGAGUACGAACAGGCCUCCAAGGUGGACCAGUUUGUCACACGGUUCCUGCUUCGAGAGACUGUGAGUCAGCUACAAGCCCUGCAGAGCUCCCUGGAGGGGGCAUCAGACACCCUGGAGGCCCAGGCCCGAGGUCAGCGGCUGAAUGAAGAACACAUGCAAGUGCACAGCAGAUCCCGCAGCAGCCGGCGGGCAGGGCGCAGAGCCCUGAAGAGCAUCAGCUGGUUACCAGCCUGGUCUCCUGGAUCCUCUGAUACAGGGUGGACUUCAGAGGCUGAACUGCAGUGGCAGCUGCAGGUCAAUCGCCUCCAGGAGCUCAUAGACCAGCUUGAAUGCAAGGCACCCCGUCUGGAACCCCUGCAAGAGGACCUUGCCAAGGGGCCUGACUCGCACAUCCUUGUGGCGCAGAGACAGGUCCAGGUGGCAGAGGAUGCCCUGCAGGAUUUUCACCGUGCCCUGUGCUGCUACAUGAACUUCACAGGGGCCCAGAGCCAUUGUCUACAUGUGUCUGCCCAGAAGAUGCUAGACCAUGCUUCCUUCACCCUCUAUGAGUUCUGGCAGGAUGAAGCCUCCUGGAGAAGGCACCAGCAGUCGCCCUGCAGCAAGGCUUUCCAACGCACUCUCAUCGAUCACCUGCAGGCCCCGGACACUCUCACCACUGUGUUCUUCCCAGCCUCCUGGUGGAUUAUGAAUAAUAACUGAUUCGGGUCUGCUUAAACUGGUGACUCUGCAGCAUGGCCCAUCACUCAGAGCCUUCUGCACUGGUCAACUCUACACUAGACCAAGAAGCCUGCCUGUUCUCAGGCUAAGGGCCUGAUCAGCUGGUAGAGGGGCUUAGCACAGGGAUCAGGGACUGGGUUGCCUGCUUAUUUAUUUUGCUGUUUGUAGCUUCCAAGCACCUGGGCUUCUGCCUGACUCGGGAAGCCCAGAUCCUGGUUCCCUUGUCCUCUGCCUUGGUGUGUGACCCAGGCAGAUCCCUUCUCUCUCUGGCUGCCUAGGAGUGUCCUGCUUUCUGUUGUUUUGGGGUUAGGUUUCUGUUCUUCCUCAACCAGUGGCAGAACCAGGGCUGAUGCUCAGGGACCCCUCAAACCCUGGGACCUUGACCCCUGAGGCUAGGCCAACUCAGUCUGUAGUGUAGAAACCCAGGAUGUCUAUCACUCUUCUUGGUCAGAUCUAGAAUUUCUAGCAUCAAUUUGUUGUACAAGAGACCUCUGGAGUAUCCUGGGUUGGUUUGCAUGUCAUUUGCAUACUAUUUGCAUGUUUUGCCCCACCCAUUCUCAGGGCACUAUGAGAAGCCCCAAGAAGACCUUGCAGAGUAGCAAUAAUUUGGGCCUAGAGUUGCCUGUUGCCCCCAGAGAUCUCUGAAUCCAAGUUUAGGACCCCAGCACAGAGGCAAUAAAGUUGGUGGUUACCUGUG